Messenger RNA from Planococcus citri (citrus mealybug), 1591 nucleotides. Its product is annotated as 3-ketoacyl-CoA thiolase, mitochondrial-like. The transcript has 7 exons. Gene Ontology annotation, molecular function: acyltransferase activity, transferring groups other than amino-acyl groups. NCBI's taxonomy places the organism in Eukaryota, Metazoa, Arthropoda, Insecta, Hemiptera, Pseudococcidae. Bases 190 to 1380 code for a protein of 396 amino acids. Gene Ontology annotation, cellular component: mitochondrion. The record is from RefSeq and is a predicted model, not a curated record.
UGUACGAGUACGAGUAUUUUAUUCGGACGAUUUCAUUACCAUUGCCAUUCCGCAGUUUGUUGAAUCGUGUCGUUGUGUUGUGCUAUGUGAAAACAGUGUACAUAGAUGUUGACUCUAGUCUCACAAUCAGUCUCUUUAUUUCUGUAGUCAUAAAGUAUUCGUUAUUCUUAAUUUUUUAUUUCGGUAAACAUGGUGCUAACUAAAGGAAUUUUCAUCGUCGCCGCAAAACGUACGCCUUUCGGUACCUAUGGCGGUAAAUUUGUCAAAACUUCGGCCACCGAUUUAGGCGAAGUAGCUGCCAAAGCUGCUUUGGCCGCUGGUAACGUUAAUCCUGAAAUAAUCGAUCAUGUAAUUUUUGGAAAUGGACGAUUCACCUCUCCACACAUAACAUUCCUAGCCAGACACGUAGCAUUACGAGCUGGAAUACCGAUCGAAAAGCCUGCUUAUGGUCUUAAUCGUUUAUGCGGUUCAGGAUUCCAGUCAAUCGUUAGUGGAUCUCAGAGCAUACUAGUCGGCGAAUCCAAAGUAGUGUUGGCUGGAGGCGUUGAUAACAUGAGCCAGGCACCUUUUGUAGUUCGUAAUUUUCGAUCCGGUGCCCCUCUUGGAACUAGUAUCCAAUUCGAAGACUCCCUAUGGGCCGGUUUUACCGACUCGUAUUGUAAAUUACCGAUGGCCAUGACAGCUGAGAAACUCGGCGCUAAGUUCAACAUUAGUCGCGAACAAGUUGAUAAAUAUGGUUUACGAUCGCAGCAGAUGUGGAAGAAAGCUGCCGAUAGUGGAGUUUUCGAUCAAGAAAUAGCCCCGGUCAAAGUUAUGGUUAAAAGAAAAGAAGAAGAAGUGAAAUUAGACGAACAUCCCAGACCUCAGACUACCAUCGAAGGGCUCAACAAAUUACCGCCGAUUUUCCAGAAAGAUGGUCUCGUGACUGCUGGCACUGCUUCGGGUAUUUGCGAUGGAGCUGGAGCUGUGAUCGUAGCCAGCGAACAAGCUGUCAGCGAAUAUAAACUGACCCCAUUAGCUAGAUUAGUUGGCUACACUGUGGUCGGUGUUGAUCCAUCGAUUAUGGGUAUCGGACCUUCUCCAGCCAUCAAACAACUGCUUAAAGAAGCUGGAAAAUCUUUAGAUGAUAUCGAUAUCGUUGAAAUUAACGAAGCUUUCGCAGCCCAAGUAUUAGCCUGCGCUAAAGACCUAAACUUGGAUAUCAAUAAAUUAAAUCUGAAUGGUGGCGCUAUCGCUCUUGGACACCCGUUAGGUGCAUCCGGAUCUCGUAUUACUGCCCAUAUAGUUCACGAAUUGAGGAGAACGAAUAAAAAACUGGGAAUUGGAUCAGCUUGUAUUGGAGGAGGACAAGGUAUCGCCCUUUUGUUGGAAAAAUGCUAAGCGUUUGUGUUGAAUUCAUCAUGGACAGAUCGACGAGAAGAGAAGACUGAAAAUUCCCUCCUUUGAACCCCUUACUUUCCAGAUGGGAAAAAUUUCAACUCGUUAAACGAGAAUCCCAUAUCAUAUUGUUAGAUAUUUUUCAUUGUAUCAUAAUUUUCAUAUAAAUCGGAUUAUUUUUAGUAUCGAGAAACGAUAAAUGAAUUUUUUUGAA